Mizuhopecten yessoensis (Yesso scallop) is the source of this 3982-nucleotide messenger RNA. Its product is annotated as multidrug resistance-associated protein 5-like. NCBI's taxonomy places the organism in Eukaryota, Metazoa, Mollusca, Bivalvia, Pectinida, Pectinidae. Gene Ontology annotation, molecular function: ABC-type transporter activity; ATP hydrolysis activity; ATP binding. Gene Ontology annotation, biological process: transmembrane transport. Bases 162 to 3944 code for a protein of 1260 amino acids. Gene Ontology annotation, cellular component: membrane. The transcript is spliced from 28 exons. The record is from RefSeq and is a predicted model, not a curated record.
CUCUUAAUGAUGCAGGGAUUCUGUCCUACUUAUCAUUAGGGUGGCUGACCCCACUUAUAUUGAAGCUUUUCAAAGACAGAGAUAAAGAAAUCAGAGAGGAUGAUGUGUGGACAUGUUCAGAACUGGAGGGUUGCGCCAUCAACACAGAACAGUUGGAACCAAUGUGGAUGGAUGAACUACAGACCUAUGGACGAACAAAAUGCUCAAUCUUCAGACUGUGGCUGAAAUUCAUAUGGGUUCGCCUGCUGAUUGUAUUUAUAGCCCUCUGUUUAAACGCCGUAGUAACCUUUCUCAUAACCGGUUAUAUUACCGAUGUUAUAACAGCAUACCUAGAAGGCCCGGAAACAUCUAUUUCCUACGCCGUGGGUUUAGUAAUAGCUUGCCUCGUCGGACAACUUCUUCGAAGUUACUCCUUUACAUUUCUCCUCUUCUUUGGAUCGCAAACAGGAACAAGGUUUAGGUCCGGAGUAUUAGGCAUGGCGUACAAAAAACUCCUGAAGUUAAAGAAUAUAAAUGGAAAGAUUGCUUCUGAGGUUAUUACAAUAUUCGGGUCGGACGCAUUGAGAGUUCUGUUGAACACUCAAUUGUUCGUGUAUCUCCUUGCAAUGCCCAUCUUCCUGAUAAUAGGGACCGUGUACAUCUACUCCCUCAUAGGACUGUGGUGCUUCGUAGCCUUUGCUACAUUUCUUGGCUUUUAUAUCCUGCAGGCAUUUUUAAUUGAAUUAGUCUCCUUUCUCCGACGGAAGACCUUAGUAUGGACAGAUGUAAGGAUAAGGAAGAUGAAUGAAGUUCUCACCAGCAUGAAGUUGAUUAAAAUGUAUGCAUGGGAGGAAUCCUUUAAAAAUUCUAUAAUGGGUAUAAGAGAAACAGAAACUAUACCACUGUUGCAGUCGACAAUUGCAAAUUCGAUUAUUAAUGCCAUCAUCCCAGUCACCCCGUCACUAGCUACGGUAGCCACCAUAGCCACGUAUGCAAACGCAGGAAAUGAAUUGACAGCGUCGACGGCUUUUUCAAUUGUUGCCACACUGAGUUUUAUGCGGGUUAUUGUGUCCUUUGUUCCGUUCGCCGCUCGGAUAUUUGGAGAAACCAGGAUCAGUUUUGAAAGAAUAAGGCGUUUCAUGUUGGAAGAAGAAUUCAAGCCUCCAGGACGAGGUGUCCUAAAUUCGGGAAACGCUAUUGAGCUCCGUAACACGGUGUUUAUGUGGGGUGGCGAUAACAACAACAAUCCUGGCACCAAACAACAGUCCACAGAUAACAAAGGAUUAAAGCUCGAUUCGUCGGCAUCACUAGCACUCCGGAGCAUCAAUCUUACAGUCAGUAGGGGGAAGCAUAUUGGAAUAUGUGGUGCUGUCGGCUGUGGGAAAUCGUCCUUGUUACAAGCGCUGAUCGGGAGGAUGCCAUUGAUUACCGGUGACAUUGCUGUUGAUGGCACAGUUGCGUAUGCAGCACAACAGGCCUGGAUAUUUAACGGAACACUGAGAGACAAUGUUCUCUUCGGAAGGCCUUUUCAUCAAGAAUGGUAUGCACAGGUGUUAACCGCAUGUAGCUUGGAUCCAGAUCUCCGCAUACUGGCCAAUGGUGACAUGACUGAGAUUGGUGAUAGGGGAAUUAACCUUAGUGGUGGUCAAAAACAGCGCGUGAGCCUGGCACGUGCCGUCUACAGUAAACGCGACAUAUAUCUCCUUGACGACCCGCUGUCCGCCGUGGACGUCCAUGUUGGGCAGCAUUUGUUCCACAAAUGUAUUGAUAAAGUUUUGAGGAAUAAAACAGUUGUUUUGGUGACCCACCAACUCCAGUAUUUAAAACAUUGCGACGAGAUUUACGUGAUGGAUGACGGGGAACUAGUGGAACAUGGCACCCAUGACUCGUUAUUGGCCCAGGAAGGAUAUUACACAAAAAUAAUGGAACAGUUCAAUUCUAACAUGGACUAUGCUAGUGCUGCAGAUGACAACACGGAGAAUGAUGUAGAUCAGGAAGAAUCGGCUGAUAUCACCUCAAAUCAGCAACAAAACGCUUCUACGGUAUCAGUCGACACCGAUCACAACUAUGAAAAAGGUAUUCUGACAGACAGAGAGACAUCGCAGACAGGCGCCAUAAGUAUGGACGCAUACAUGAGCUACGUUCGUGCAGCAGGAGGCAAACUAGUGGCAGUGUUAGUGUUCCUGCUGUAUGUGUGUGCUUUAUCUUCAGUCGCAUUCAGUGAAUGGUGGCUUGGAAUAUGGAUUGAACAAACGACUAGCCCAGCACAAGUUACACUCCCCUCCGAAUCUAAUGCAGCAGGCGGAAAUAUUUCAUUUAGUGAGAAUUAUACAACUUCCACAUUAUCAGUAGCAAACACAACCUCCUCUUGGAAUGCGGAAAAGAAACUGGAGAAAAAUGAUUGGUAUUUGACCGUUUAUAUGUAUACAACCGUAGUGAUAGCUGGACUGGCCACAUUGAAGGGAUUUCUAUCAGGAAUGGUGAUGGUAAGAGCUUCAGUAAACCUACACAACAAGGCCGUAGAGAGAGUGAUGAGUGCCCCUAUGCAGUACUUCGACGCAAAUCCUCCGGGUAGACUCCUAAAUCGGUUCUCGCGAGACGUAGAGGAUGCUGAUAUAUUCAUCCCUAAUCUGAUGGAUAAUCUACUUCAAGUAAUGGUUGUCAUAACAGCAGCCCUGGUAACCACAGUCUACAAUUUACCGUGGUUUCUCAUCGCUGUCGUUCCUAUUGGAUUUUACUUCUAUGUUAUCAAAACUAUAGCAUCCGUACCGAUCAGAAAUUUUAAACGACUUGAAAACGUCUUAAGGUCACCACUUUUAAGUCACGUGACUAUCUCAUGUAAUGGACUUAGUACCAUUGUUUCUUACUCACAGGAAGAUAACUUCAUGAAUGGAUGUAAAAGAUACUCGGAUGCGACUUCCAUGGGGCUGUUGCUGUUUGAAGCUAGUAUGAGAUGGAUGGCUCUGAGAAUGGAUAUUGGAGGUAGUAUAGUGGCAGUUGUUUCAGUGAUUGUUGUGCUGUUUACCAAGGGCACCAUAUCUCCGGCUUUAGCUGCUCUGUCACUUACCAUGUGCCUCAAGGUGUCAUCAGUGAUCCAAUUCUUUGCCCGGAUGUUAAAUGAAGUGGAAGCCAGAUUCACCGCAAUCGAACGUAUGCACGAGUAUGAGAGACUAAACAUUGAGAAAGAGACAGGGAGAUUGCAGGUAGACAAAACAUGGCCUAGUCAAGGGAGGAUAACAUUUUCUAAUGUGAUGAUGAAAUAUCGAAGUGACAUGGAACCUGUUCUCAGGAACAUAAACUUCGACAUCCUUCCCAGACAAAAGGUCGGCAUUGUCGGACGUACGGGAGCGGGUAAAUCCUCCUUGGCCGCGGCGCUCUUCAGAUUGACUGAUAUAUCAGAAGGUCAAGUGGUCAUUGAUGACGUAGAAAUUGGAACUAUAUCGCGGAAACUUCUGCGUUCAAAGUUGUCGUCGAUUCCACAAGACCCUGUCCUUUUUGCUGGAACUCUAAGGUAUAAUCUUGAUCCAUUUGAUAAAUACACGGACGCAAAGAUAUGGGUAGCUCUGGAACAAGUCCACAUGAAAGAAAAGAUGAAACUGCUUGAUCAGACUCUCGAUUUACACAUUGAAGAAAAUGGAGAAAAUUUCUCCGUCGGCGAACGGCAACUGAUAUGUCUUGCACGUGCAAUAUUGCGUCAAAACAAGGUCCUGAUUCUAGACGAAGCCACAGCGUCCAUUGACACGAAAACGGAUGCUUUGAUCCAGACGACGAUCCGGGAAAGCUUUUCCGACUGUACUGUCCUUACGAUAGCCCACAGACUCAAUACCGUUUUACAUUGUGACGUCAUACUAGUUAUGGAAGCUGGGCGGGUGAUAGAAACUGGCAGUCCACAAACUUUGUUACUGAGUCCAUAUUCGCAUUUUAACAAUAUGAUACGCGCUCAAACUGUAUUGUCACCAAAGUAAUCAAUCUAUGUUGUUUUUGUAAACAGAGCUACAAUAAA